Messenger RNA from Nelumbo nucifera (sacred lotus), 359 nucleotides. The record is from RefSeq and is a predicted model, not a curated record. NCBI's taxonomy places the organism in Eukaryota, Viridiplantae, Streptophyta, Magnoliopsida, Proteales, Nelumbonaceae.
GUGAGGCAAGGAAACUUCAGCUCAACAAGUUAGAUGAAUGGAGGAAUCACGCUUACGAGAAUGCCCGCACCUACAAAGAAAAAACCAAGGCAUGGUAUGAUUCUCGAAUUGCUGGGAAGGAGUUCAAGGAAGGAGAUAAGGUGUUGCUCUUUAAUUCUCGCCUAAUGCUAUUUCCUGGGAAAUUGAAAACCAGAUGGAGCGGACCUUUUGAGGUGGCUAAGGUAUUCCUAUAUGGAGCAAUCGAACUACAUAAUGAUGAUGGGAGUACAUUCAAGGUAAAUGGACACCAGUUGAAACAUUAUAUUGAAGGAGAGCAACCCAUCCACCAUGGGUUCGUUCUCUCCUUAAAACCACCAUGA